AUGACGGAAGCUGUGAAGAAGGUUAAAGGGCUUGUCCACAAGUUCCAAAAAGGGACACAGACGCAUGCAUUCUACAUGGGCUGGGACAAGGCUGCAGUUGAGGAAGCUGCCAAGGAACAUCUGUUAAAAGAUCAGUUAAUCGCCCAAAAGGAGACCGAGGAAGCGAAAAAGAAGCAAGAGGUGGAUAUGAAAAAGUACGAGGCGGAGAUGAAGAAGCGCAAGAUGGAGCGCACACGCUUACAUACAUCCUACUUGCGCAAGGCUCGAAAAAAUCAGGCUUCGCCCGUUGGGAGCUACAUCGUUGAUUGUGAAGAGAUUGAAGAGCAGUGGCCGGAUCAAGCAGACAAUAUGACUAUUGAUAUUCAUCCAACUAAUGAACCUGGAAUUUUCAAGGCGGAGUUUGACUUUGGGGUUCUAGAUGGAGUGAUGAUUCUCGGUGCAGACGAGGCAACAGUGGCACGGUACUGCUCUCGGGUAGAUGAGGAUGAUGAUAACAGCGAGGAUGAAGACGAAGAUGAAGACGACUCGGACUUGGAUGACUUGAAGGGAAGCGGGAAAUACAAGACGGGUUCUAAGAGAAAUGCGCCUGCACCCAAACGCGUCAAAAAGCCAAAGAAACCGCAAACAGCGGUGUGCUUACAUAUGAACCGAGUUUGA
This is a messenger RNA of Penicillium malachiteum, 657 nucleotides long. RefSeq lists its product as uncharacterized. The record is from RefSeq and is a predicted model, not a curated record. Lineage: Eukaryota; Fungi; Ascomycota; Eurotiomycetes; Eurotiales; Aspergillaceae. Bases 1 to 657 code for a protein of 218 amino acids. The transcript has a single exon.